UAACAACAAAGCGAAAUGUCCCAAAUAUAUUGAUUUUAACAUUUAAGCUAUCAGAUAAUGAUGAAACGGUUCAAACAACAUUCAAUAAUUCAAAAACGUAGUCCAGAAAAAUUUCUAAAAAUGUCAUAUAUAAGAAGCUGGUGAUUAUCUGAUUAUAAAUCCACUUUAAAUAGCCCUAAUAUUUUUAAAAAGUGGAUAUUAGGGAAAGAAUUCAGCUUAAUGCAUAAGACAUCUGAAUGGCACAUUGGAGUGCCUGUGUUCAAGUUUCAGCUUGUGUCCCUAUUUUAAUGUCCUGAUGUGAUGCAUGGAAGGAGGCAGAGGAUGAUGGUUCAAAUGCUUGGGUCCCAGGUGGGAGAACAGGACCGAGCUCCUGGCCCUUUGCUUUGCCCAGCUCAGUUUAGUCCUGGCUGUGGACAUUUGGAGAGUGAACCAGCAGGCAGGAAAUCUGUCAUUCUUUUGAACAAAUAAAGUCAAAUUUAAAAAAAAUCCACACAUACCCACAUUGGUCUAUAGAAUAACAACUUUAGUGGUGAAAGUGCAUGUUUUAAAACUUCGGUAUUCCAGUUUACUUAAUUAACAAUAAAAUGUGAUAUACGUAGUUUAAAUGAAAUGAAGUAAUGAGAGGUUAUGUAUGUAAGUGGACCCUGAAUUUUUUUUUUUCCAAUUCAAUUGUAGUAUCUCUGUCACAACACCUAAAGAAAAAUAUUGACGUACACACAGACUCUAAAAGGAAAACUGAAAUGCCCUGGGUCUUUAAAGAAUCUAGAGCUGAAAAUGAUUGCUUUGCGUAAUGAUACAGAUUGUGCAUUGGAAGAUCUGUGAAUUUAUCUGCUCUACACAGUAGCCACAUGAUGUCGCUGUACACCACAAAGUCUUGUUAAUGGAAAUGCAUAGCGCUAAGAACUGAAGGAGGAAGCUCCAUUUUGUCACAGCCAUGGAGAAGACGGAACCGGUAAGGAGAUAAACGAUCGGAAAUACCAAGUAAAACAGAAAAAGGGGGGAAUAGUUUUGAAGUAGGGUAAUUGUGGUUCAAACGGUGUGCUUUUGAGAUGCUGCUUCCCUGGCGGGGAGGGCCUGGAGCCCCACGCUUGCUACUCUGGCUUCUGCUCCUCACACCCUGGCGGGCAGGGAGCGGCCAGCUGCGCUACUCGGUCCCCGAGGAGGCCAAACACGGCACGUUCGUGGGCCGCAUCGCGCAGGACCUGGGGCUGCAGCUGGCCGAGCUGGUGCCGCGCCUGUUCCGGGUGGCGUCCAGGGGCGGCGCGGACCUGCUGGAGGUGAAUCUGCAGAAUGGCAUCUUGUUCGUGAAUUCUCGGCUGGACCGUGAGGAGCUGUGCGGGCGCAGCGCGGAGUGCAGCGUGCACCUGGAGGUGCUGGUGGAGCGUCCUCUGCAGGUGUUCCACGUGGAGGUGGAGGUGAGGGACAUCAAUGACAAUGCGCCCGUGUUCCCUGAGAAGGAACUAAGAAUGCAGAUUUCUGAAUCGAGGCUGCCAGAUUCGCGGUUUCCGAUAGAGGCAGCGACUGAUGCGGAUAUUGGUACCAACGCCCUUCUAAAGUACACCCUGAGCUCCAGUGAUUAUUUCUCCCUGGACGUACAGGCGAAUGAUGAGCUUGGUCAGUCUUUGUCUCUUGAGCUGAAGAAAUCUUUGGACAGGGAGGAAACCCCAGAACUUCAUUUGUUAUUGACAGCUACCGACGGGGGCAAACCAGAGAUGACAGGGACAGUCCAGCUGCUGAUCACCGUGCUGGACGUGAAUGACAACGCCCCCCGGUUUGAGCAGGCGCUGUACAGGGUCCGCUUACUCGAGACUGCCGCACCUGGGACCCUGGUGACCACAGUGAACGCCUCCGACGCCGAUGAGGGCGUCAAUGGCGAAGUUGUCUUUUCAUUUAGCAGCAAGGUUUCUCCCAACACCCAGAAGACGUUCGAAAUCUAUCCCAGUUCAGGAGAAAUUAGAGUAACUGGUGAACUGGAUUACGAAGAAACAAAAUCUUACGAAAUUCAGAUAAAGGCCGUCGAUAAAGGCAGUCCUCCCAUGUCCAAUCACUGCAAGGUGCUGGUGAAAGUGCUGGACGUAAACGACAACCCUCCUGAGCUGUCUGUCACCUCGCCAUCCUUGCCCAUCCCUGAGGACGCUCCACUGGGCACCGUCAUCGCCCUCAUCAGCGUGUCUGAUCGCGACUCCGGCCCAAACGGGCAGGUCACCUGCUCCCUCGAGCCCCACUUGCCCUUCAAGCUGCUGUCCACCUACAAGAACCACUACUCGCUGGUGCUCGACAGCGCCCUGGACCGCGAGAGCGUGUCUGGCUACGACGUGGUGGUGAGAGCGCGCGACGCGGGCUCGCCCCCGCGCUGGGCCAGCGCCAGCGUGCGGGUGGAGGUGGCCGACGUGAACGACAACGCGCCCCAGUUCGCGCAGGCCGAGUACACGGUGUUCGUGAAGGAGAACAACGCGCCGGGCUGCCACAUCUUCACGGUGUCGGCGCAGGACGCGGACGCGCAGGAGAACGCGCGCGUGUGGUACUCGCUGGUGGAGCGUCGCGUGGGCGGGCGCGCGCUGUCGAGCUACGUGUCUGUGCACGGCGAGAGCGGCCGCGUGUACGCGCUGCAGCCUCUGGACCACGAGGAGCUGGAGGUGCUGCGCGUGGAGGUGAGCGCGCGCGACGCGGGCGCGCCUUCGCUGGGCAGCAACGUGACGCUGCAGGUGUUCGUGCUGGACGAGAACGACAACGCGCCCUGGCUGCUGGCGCGCGGCGCGGGCGGGCCUUUGGGGGCGGCUGUGGCUGCGAGCGAGCUGGUGCCGCGGUCGGCGGGCGCGGGCCACGUGGUGACGAAGGUGCGCGCGGUGGACUUGGACGCGGGCUACAACGCGUGGCUGUGGUUCGAGCUGCAGGCGGCGUCUGCGGGCGGCGCGCGCUGCCCGUUCCGCGUGGGCCUGUACACGGGCGAGAUCAGCACGACGCGCGCCCUGGACGAGCUGGACGCUGCGCGCCAGCAGCUGGUGGUGCUGGUGCGGGACCACGGCGAGCCGGCGCUCACGGCCACGGCCACGGUGCUGGUGUCGCUGGUGGACGGCGGUCAGGCGGCGCCGUCGUGGUCGCGGGCGUCAGUGGCGGCGUCCUCGUCUGCGGUCGCGCUGGGUGGUGCGUCGUCGCUGGUGGACGUGAACGUGUACCUGGUGGUGGCGAUCUGCGCGGUGUCGAGCCUGCUGGUGCUGACGCUGGUGGUGUGGGCGGCGGUGCGGUGCUCGUCGGGUGCAGCGUCGGCGGAGGGCGCGUGCGUGUCGGGUCCGGCGGCGGCGGCGGCGGCGGCGCUGGUGUGCUCGAGCGCGGUGGGGAGCUGGUCGUGCUCUCAGCGGAGGCGGCAGCGGGUGUGCUCUGGGGAGGGCCCGCCCAAGGCCGACCUCAUGGCCUUCAGUCCUGGCUUGUCUCCCAGCACAAACACAACUGAAGCAAGUGAACAUCCACAAGGAAAUCUGGAUCUUUCCGGUAAUGUAAGUCCUUUAAUUCUGCUUUGA
Ochotona princeps (American pika) is the source of this 3518-nucleotide messenger RNA. RefSeq names its product protocadherin alpha-1-like. The transcript has a single exon. The coding region runs from base 1050 to 3518 and encodes 822 amino acids. NCBI's taxonomy places the organism in Eukaryota, Metazoa, Chordata, Mammalia, Lagomorpha, Ochotonidae. Gene Ontology annotation, molecular function: calcium ion binding. The record is from RefSeq and is a predicted model, not a curated record. Gene Ontology annotation, cellular component: plasma membrane. Gene Ontology annotation, biological process: homophilic cell-cell adhesion.